AGGUAGAAGAUAUAAAUGAUAUGUUUGCAGCAAUGGACCAGAGGAUAUUAGAUGUUAUUGAUACGCAACAAACAAUUAUAGAAUUCUUUGAAACUGAUGAAAGUUUAUAUAGUAUUUACAACAGAACAAAAAAAGGACUUCAUGAUCUGGCCAACUGCAUAACUAGAUUAGAAAAUUAUUAUCGAAGUAGAAAACUUUCAGAUGGAGUUCAACUUUCAGAUACUGAAAUUAAGUUAUGUAAUAUACAGAUUCUAACAGUAAAACAGCGAUUAACUUCUUCUGUUUCAAAUUAUUAUAAUAUACAAGAAGAAUACAUCAAUGAAGUUAAAGAACGAAUAAAACGCCAAGCACAAAUUGCUGGUAUAGAUAUUUCAAAGAUAAAUUUUGAUGAAGCCAUUGAAAAUCAAACUGAUAUAUUCAUGCAAACUGUAUUACCUGAUUAUAAUAUUGCUCAUCAUUAUCUUGCCGAGAUAAAAAAGCGCCAUGAAGAAUUUCUUCAGUUAGAGAAAAGUAUUAUAGAAUUACGUGAUUUAUUUUCUGAUAUGGCUCUAAUUGUACAAGUAGAUCAUGUUCUGAUGGACAGAAUUGAUAAACAUGGACAUUUAGUUAGUAAAAUAGUAAUUGAAGGAAAUAAAAGUGUAUUUCAAUAUUCACAUUCAAAAAAAGUGAAAAAAAUAAAAAGAUAUUUUGUAUAUGGCUGUGCUGCUUUUAUUGCUGUCAUUGUGCUUUUAUCCAUUUUGUCAGCACUUAGAUGAACUAAUUGGAUGUCUAAUUUGCUAUGAAUGAACGAGCUUACUUCAAAAAAUUAUCAGAGAUACUGAAGUUUAUAUAUUGUUACAUUGUACUGUCUGUCAGCCACUUUUGUCUUGAAAUAAUUCCUAAAUUUUCUGUUCUCAUUUUCAAAUAAAAAGAAAUUUAAAAUCCAGAAGUAUUUUGAUUAUGACUCAUAAUUAUGAACCGAAACUGAAACUUCAGUAUCUCCAGAUAUGUGAAAUGGGUGUAAAUACAAAUAAAUAUAAGUAAAUUUCUCAACCUUAU
This is a messenger RNA of Stegodyphus dumicola, 1038 nucleotides long. RefSeq names its product syntaxin-1B-like. Gene Ontology annotation, molecular function: SNARE binding; SNAP receptor activity. Gene Ontology annotation, biological process: vesicle fusion; intracellular protein transport; exocytosis. Lineage: Eukaryota; Metazoa; Arthropoda; Arachnida; Araneae; Eresidae. The record is from RefSeq and is a predicted model, not a curated record. Gene Ontology annotation, cellular component: SNARE complex; endomembrane system; plasma membrane.